CAUACAACUAUUUCAGUGUUGUGCAGUUCUCUAAUUAACGUCGCUGCCUAAUUCGUGUAUUUUAUACGCGAUAAAGUUUCUUUGUAAGCCGGUAGACACCAAACUGUAGCCACGGAGUACCGACUAGUACUUCGGGAAGACAUGGCUUUCCCACCCCACAGACCGCCUCUAGGCAUGCCCGGAAUGCCGGGCAUGCCGCCCAUGUUAGCACCGCCGUACACCAUGCCACACAUGGUCCCUGGAGGCAUGAUACCAAUGGCCAUGAUGCCACCAAUGAUGGCUCAUGUGGCCGUGACAGUGCCUCCGUCGAUUCCAAUCCUGGCGCAGCCGCCGCAGCAGCCUUCGCCGCAACCGCGCUCGCAAGGCAAGCGUGGCCACGGUUCAGGCUCUGGCUCGGCAGUUAUCGAGAAGAAGCCGCUCGUGCGCCGGAACCAACAGUCGCACGAAAACGCAUCCAAGGGGCCCCCUGUCACCGUCUUUGUGGGCAACAUCACGGAAAGAGCAUCUGACAACCUCAUCAGGCUCAUUCUUCAGCGGUGUGGCACCGUGGUCAGCUGGAAGAGAGUCCAAGGUGCAAAUGGCUGGCUCCAAGGCUUCGGCUUCUGCGAGUACGGAGAUCCAGAGUCUGCCAUGAGGGCCAUACGCAUCCUACACGACUGGGAGAUUGGAGAUAAAAAGCUUGUGGUGAAAGUGGACGCCAAGACCAAGGAGAAGCUAGACGAAUACAAGGCGAGCAAGCGGACCACCACUGGGCAGCAACAACAGUCUCAGCAGCAGCAGCAGCCUGGCAGCACAACAGAGGGCGCUCCAGCUACCGACGGCGCCAAUUCCGAAGCCAAGCCGCAGCCGACGGAUGAUAUAGACGAGGCCACCUGGCGCCAGGACAGGGACACGCGGGAGUCCAUCCUGCACCUGCUACGCUCGCAUGCCAGCGAGCUCACUCGGGGCACCGACCGCGAGCGAGAACGAGAGAGAGAAAGAGACGGCGACAGGGGUGGUGGCGGCAACAACGCAGCCACAAGAUCUCCACGUAACACUCGACGAACCAGCCCCGAGCCCGAGAGGGAGUACAGGUCCAGCAAAAACCACCGUCUGAUGCAAGAACUGGAUGAGAUGGACAUUGAAGAAGACAAGCGGAACUUAAUCACGAGGGAAAUCGACAAAUUCCGGGACACGUAUAAGCCCUCGGACCUCGGUCUGACCGUGAACUCAUGGGGGAGCUUUGUUCAGCGCCUGCGGCGUAAGGUGGCAGCCAGGCAGGCUGGCUCAGCAGCCCCCAUCGAAGGGUUGAGCGUGAAAAUAGCGUCGUACCAGAGUGCCUCGGGCUCGCACGUGACCCACUUUCCAGUCAUUUCUUCGCUUGCCCUUGGUGACUACUCGGACAGCUCACACAACUCACACUCUCUGGCAUCAUCUGACAUGGAGAAACAGCAGGAGGAAGACCGCGAUCGGGAGCGGGAGCGGCGCCGAGAGCGCAAGGAACGGCGAGAUCGAGAGCGCAGCCCAGAUCGGUCGUUGCGCAACCGCGACAAGGACCGCUCGCGAGACUUGGCCAAAGAUGACCGGGCCGAGGAGAAGUCAAGCCGGGACCGAGAUCGGGACAGGGACCGCGAGGCGUCUCGCGAGCCCAAGCCGUCGUCCGACUCGGCGCAGCCGGCUUCUUCGUCGACGUCGCAGCCGCCACCCUCGCGGUCGGACAGGCCGCCUUCCAAGUCCCGCUCCGAGUCUCCCGAGCGCGACUGGGUGCGAGAGCGAGAACGGGAGAGAGAGCGGGAGCUUCGGGAGGUGAUGAGGCCUCGAGAUUCAGAACGUGACUGGGAGCGUGAGAGGGAAGAGGAAGAGGAGGCAUACGAGCGCAAGAAGCUGGAGAGGAAGCUGCGCGAGAAAGAAGCUGCCUACCAGGAGAGAUUGCGCAAUUGGGAAGCCAGGGAGCGACGAAAGGCCAAAGAGUAUGAAAAGGAGCGGUUAAAGGAGGAAGAGAGGCAGGCAGAAGAGGCAAAGGAAGCACGCAGGCUGAAAGAGUUCCUGGAGGACUACGAAGACGAGAGGGACGAUGUCAAGUAUUACAAGGGAGCUGCCCUGCAGCGCCGCAUGAAGGACCGCGAGAAGGAGAUCGAGCUGGACAACCGCGACAGACAGCGAGAACGUGAGGAGCUCGAGGAUCUCCGGCGGAAGCUGACGGAGGAGGGCCACCCCGAUCCGGAGGCCGAAGCCAAGCGCAUCCACCACGAGGAAGAGGCCCGCCUGCUGAAGCCACAACCACACCUGCUGACUGUAGUGCGGCCAGAACCCGAGCCUGAGCCCGAGCCGAGGGGACGGGACGUGUCCUCACCCCCUGCGCGGCGGUCUUCGCAGCACAGCCGGGCGCCCGUGUCGCCCAAGGCCGAGCCGCGAUCGCCGCCUCCGCGCCGGGAGAACUCAUCCGCGCGUCGCACGCGGUCGCCUUCACCGCAGUCUGCACCCUCCACGGGGCCAGCAGUGACCGCGGAAGAAGACGGGAGUGGCCAGAACAGUCUGUCGGGUUUUUCGGACGUGGCAACACCACAGGAGGAGGGACGGAGCAUGGGAUUUGGUGUUCUCAAGUUGGGCGGGAGCCCGGGCCAGCAAAGUGGCCGCAAAAGCCCCCCGUCGAGCAGCAAGCGCAAGAAGCUGUCGGCGGCCGCAUCCCAAGUGUUUGGCAAUGCGGAGGAAGAGGAGUCCGCGGAGAGCCGCAAGAAGCGCAAGCUGGUGCCCCUGGAGGACGAAGAGGCCCGGCAACAGCAGCAGCAGCAGCAACAGCAACAGGUUCAACACAUGAACACCGAGGAGAAGCGCAAGCACAUCAAGAGCCUGAUCGACCGCAUACCCACGUCGAAGGAAGAGCUCUUCAACUUCAACUUCGACCGAAGCCUCGUGGACAAUGCGCUGAUGGACAAGCGCAUCCGGCCCUGGAUCAACAAGAAGAUUGUAGAGUACAUUGGUGAGGAGGAACCCACUCUGGUGGACUUCAUCUGUUCCAAGGUUCUGGCCGGCAGCGCGGCACAGAGCAUACUCAACGACGUGUCUAUGGUGCUGGACGAAGAAGCCGAAGUGUUUGUUGUCAAAAUGUGGCGACUUCUCAUCUACGAAAUCGAAGCCAAGAAAGUGGGAUUAGUGAAGUGAUGAGACUCGUACGCUUUUCAACAUCUAGGGACCUUUUUUUUUUUUCCUCUUUAUACACAUGAGCGGCCGUUCAGUGGACAUUCUUUCGUGACGAUCUUCUCAGUAGGUUUGUUACAAAACUUGUCACCAACCACUGCCGCCACCAUCUUACCUGUAAAUAUUGUCAAUUCUUCUUCCACCGCAUUUUUUAUGUAGAGUAUUCUUCUCUCUUUCACACACAUCUCUUCAUUGUACAAUGCACCGCUGCAAUUAAGGUAUCGGACAGGACGAUGCCGGCGCGACUCGAGGAGUUUCAAGAGAAGCGUGCCCGCUGGACAGCAAGUUUACCUACGCUUUUCCAUUGACAGAGUUCAGGCCGAGUUGCCGAGAACAGAGUUCUGCAAAUUUUGGAAGCAGGAUGCUUCCAUUGUACCUAUACGCUUUUUGUAAAUGGCCUGCAUUCUGAUAGCACGAGUGCCAUCUGGUUUCCUUUUUUUUGUUCUGCUUUGUUUUUUUUCGAUGUCUCAAAGUGAAAGGCUUUUUUGUCUAUACUAUUUUUUUAAGUGCCCAGGCUAAGUCAGUGUGUAUUGUGUGUCAUUAAAAAAACGAGGGACAGUUCCGUUUCCUCGAACAAUGCAAGCUGUCUCAUUGCCUGUGCAAUCGUAUCUUUGUUUUGAUUGGGAAAGUUGGGCUGGUUCAUGCGUUUGCAAGGGCCGAGACUUAGCUAGGACACGACCACGGGGAAACACACAGGAAGCAUGCCCUGCAUGUUGUGCCGUAACAUGUAAACAUGCAAAAGACUGUGCACGUGUUUGUUGCAUUACAAUCGGUGUUCAUAAACUUAGCAAGAAAGCCAUUCUUUUAACAAGUAUUUGCUAAAAAUACACAUUUCCUCUUUUUUGAAAGGUUUCUAAGCAAAUAAGGAGCCUCCUCGCCAAUUUUGGUUAUGUGCGCAAUAGAAAAGAACAGCUUUUUGUACCCAGAAAUCGCGUGUGUUUGUGCCUGUUAUAUGAUUUUUGAAUCGAUUUUUCUCAGUUUGCACUUUAUGGUCAAUUAGCACUUGGGAAAACUUUUUUGAAACUGCAAAGGCAGAAACUUUUUGGAAGAUUGUUUCCAGGCUGAAAUUAUAUGAGGAACAAGACUACGGACAUCUUAAAUUUGUAAAUUGGUUCUGUCGCGAGAAAAAUGUACAUUUCUGGAUCCUGGAAUAAAAAAAACAAAUUUAAUUUUAAAGUGAUGAGAUAUCUACAGAAGGAGGCCUAAAAUUGCAAGCAGCUGCCUCUACCCUGUAAUAUGAAGUGUUCAGAAGAUAUUUAUUCAGAAAAAGUUCUUGUAACAUUAUAAUUUAAAAAGAUAGUUUUCCUAGGGAGACACUGAUUUUCUCAAUGGGACAUGCAAAACUUCUAUUUGUGCUAGGGUAAUCAAAUUUACUACGUUUGUUAAAAGUGGCAUGUCGGUUCAAAAGUUCCUUUCAGCCCUGCAUCCCCCCUUAACGACAGAUUAGCCUUUUUAAAGUCACGGUGACUUUUUUUUAGUGUCUUUUUAGUGAUGUGAUCACCCAGUAAAUUUCCUGGUAAAAUUCCUAAAUCGACUUGAGGGGUUUUUAAAGGAUUUCAAUGCCUCGCACCCAUUUUGUCCCAAGGUGGGACAAGAUAGGAGCUGAAUGGGGAUAUAUGCACCUCCAUUCAAUAGACCCUUUUCAUGAUUGUAAAGCUAGCUUUCCUGUGUGGCAGCUUGCUCAACUAAUGGUAGCACAGUCAUUUUUGCAGACAGCAAGAGCAUUUGGCUUGUAUUAGGACGUGGAAAAUGUAGAUGUGGCUCUCGUGUGGCCCUGGCACGUUCAUCUAGCACUUCGUCUUCGUAUGAACAAUGACUGAUGCUGCUGUUAGUUGGGCAAAUGUGCAAUACAGAGAAAAGAGCAUGCCACCUGACUGCAUCAAAGCUGCUGCUUUAGGCAUAGCACAUUCUCAAGAUCCGAUACUGUUUAGAAAAUCGAGGAUUGUCUUCCUUUUCACGUUCGGGCUACUGACUCGCUGCCACAGGAGAACUGAAAGGUAGCUUUAGAAAUUGCAAAACAAAAUUUCAAGGAACUUGUCGCCAUCACUUGGCGACUCUCUUGCAAAACCUUUAUUUGGCGCUGACCUAGCAACAUUCCUCGAAAAAGAAGUUACCUACAUGGCUGCGAUUCAACACAAAGGACACACAUCCUGUUUUUUUCUGGUGCUUUGACCAAACACAUGGUAUCUGUGGCCUCUGUGUUUCUUGUGUGUUUAUUGUGAUGCGAUCCAAUAUGCAAGACACGUGUCCUGUACUUUCAUUGCAGUGUGACCCAAUACGCAGGAUCCCUUUGUCCUGCAUAUCUCACAUGCUACAGCUGAAUGUGUUCUUUGUGCUUGUUUGAUAACCGGACAUCUAGGAUUAUGUGUCCUGUGUGCCUAAUUGAGGAGAAACCUAACCUCCGGGAGACGUGUGUGCUGUGACCGAACACAGAGGACCUAAGUCUUCUGCAUUUCGUACAAGAGUUUAAGAUGAUUUUUUGCUCAGCCCACCAUCGGUCAUGUGUUUCCCCAUGUUAGCAUGCAGACAUGCUGGACACGUGCUGUGUGUGUGUAAUCGUGUCUUUAAUUUUGCUAGUUAAAUGUCAGCCCUCGCAAUUGCCCUUGCGGCUAAGAUAGCAGAGUUUCCUAUUGGAUGUGUCAAGUGAUGGACUAAAAAAAAAUGCCUUUGACUGCGCAGAAUGUGAAGUCAUUAGCAAGACAGAUGGCAGUUCACUAUGAUCACCACGCGAGGCGGUAUCCAACUUCUCACCUUACACUAACGCACAAUUUUAAAGCAGCUUGCUCAUAGGCAUGUUCAACGCACAGCUGCUAAUGGGACAGCUAAAGCAAAAUGCGUGAUCUUUAAUCAUGUAACACUCAUUGGCAUCUGUCAAGUACUACUGUACGCAUUUUCCUACAGUUUCAAGGUGUAUUUAUAGCAGCUUUAAGAAUCUGCGUGCGCAGCUGAGCUGCGAUAAGAAAUACUAAUGCCACACGUCUAACUACAGAGGUAGCCUGCCUCUGCUCCGAUUCAAAACAAGACUUAAUUGCAGAGGAAAGCACAUUCGAAGGCUGUACUUGCAAGGGCAGAUACAGAAAAAUGAUCAUUAUACGUGGCCUCGAAGACUGUUGGCGCAGCAAGGGAGCCCUGCUCCGUCUGCACUGACAAUCUCGGAGGCUGUACAUAUUCUACCACUUUUGCGAUUCAGAAAGGGGCAUUGGGUGUGCCCCCUAUCGUUCCAGCAUAUUGGUGCGAGCGGUUGGAAUCGGCGAGAUUGUGUACGAAGAUUGAAUAAAAGCGGCAAAGCCGCAUUUUUUGUUCGUUGUA
Molecule: messenger RNA, 6486 nt
Organism: Dermacentor andersoni
Lineage: Eukaryota; Metazoa; Arthropoda; Arachnida; Ixodida; Ixodidae
Product: RNA-binding protein 25-like
Biological process (GO): regulation of alternative mRNA splicing, via spliceosome
Cellular component (GO): spliceosomal complex
Molecular function (GO): mRNA binding
Source: RefSeq, a predicted model, not a curated record